UAUAAUCCCACAUCUAUCAUUUAGCGCUACGCUGCCAUUACGGACCGGCGAAUUCGUGCUAUAAAUUGGAGCCGGCAAGACUUUGCGGCUAGUAACGCAAUAUUCUGGACCUCGAACGGAUGGGACGGCAGUGAACACAUGGCCUCUGUUAGUGCGCCGUACUGCUUGCGAUAUCCGGAAACUACGCACGCAAGGCUCCUUUCGUUGACAACCGUAAAGACUGUCAUCACGACUCUGCAGGGAGUCUCAGCCCUUAUGCUUUUGAUUGGAGCCAUUACUGGGUCUUCGAUGCUUGCAGGCCAUGUUGGAUUCGGCGUCGAUACGAUAUUCUUCCCGCUUACGAUAUUGGGACUGUUACGACUAUGCGCCGCCGCAUGGUUGACAGAAGACUACGUUUAUCAGGAUUAUGGACAGCGAACAAACUCUACGUGGGAGAUGACUUCGCAAAGUUCACAGAGGCCUGUCGAUAAAGAUCGUGAGAUCAAUGUCCAUGAAUCUCGCACUGGACUAGACCCGCUACUGGUAUCGAGGUUCCAAUCCGCCGGCUUUAGGUCUCCUAAAUCCUCGUGGGGCAGCCGUAUAUUCCGAUUCUUCUUUCUGAGCAUGCUUUGGGGGAUUUGGGUGUUGGCGGUUUUCUGCAUUGUACCAAGUAUUGGUGGCGGAGUGACAUACUAUACCACUACUUCUUUCUUACUCAGCUUGUAUUAUUUAAUCUUCGCUACUGUAACCGCCGCCAUUUAUACCUUGUUCUUUUUCCGAGGCAAGACGACAAACACCAUAUUACCGUGCAUAUCCAGCACAUGGUACAGGCUCUACACCAUUUUGUUCACGGGCCUCAUGAUCGGCCUUGUUGUCAUUGCGAGCAUAGAAACAAACAAGACCGUUGAGGGUAACUAUAGCAGUUGGGAGCCAAUGGAGAAUCUUGGAUGUUUGGGCCCCGAUGAUUGGUGGCUGCUGGGGCCAUCGUCUUGGAUGAUAGGCCUUGUAUACCGGAGAAAAUUGGACGAAGAAUGGUUUCCGCAAGAUCAAGCAAGGUUGCCGGUGGCAAGUGUGAAUGGGACGAACUCUUCUACCCCAGAGACGUUCUGGGUGCACAAUUUCACGGGCUACUGCGUAGGAAGUUUAGCUGGUUUAUAACACAUGCGUAUAGACGGGACUGGUUAAUAUAGACCAUGUUACACAGUAAAUGUCAAUAAGCGACUAGUUAUCUCUCAAGCAUGC
Molecule: messenger RNA, 1221 nt
Organism: Bipolaris sorokiniana ND90Pr
Lineage: Eukaryota; Fungi; Ascomycota; Dothideomycetes; Pleosporales; Pleosporaceae
Exons: 1
Coding region: 139-1137 (332 amino acids)
Source: RefSeq, a predicted model, not a curated record